CGCUCAUGUCCCCGGGCGCCGCGCCGCUCGCGAAGGAGGAGGAGGAGGAAGAGGAGGAGGAUGGUGCGCGGGGCCCGGCGCUGAGCAAUGGAAGGAGUCCUGUACAAGUGGACCAAUUACCUCACCGGUUGGCAGCCUCGCUGGUUUGUUUUGGACAAUGGGAUUUUGUCAUACUACGAUUCACAAGAUGAUGUUUGCAAAGGCAGCAAAGGAAGCAUAAAGAUGGCAGUAUGUGAAAUUAAAGUUCAUCCAACAGACAACACAAGAAUGGAGCUAAUAAUUCCAGGGGAACAGCAUUUUUAUAUGAGAGCAGUUAAUGCAGCUGAAAGACAAAGAUGGCUGGUAGCACUUGGGAGUUCUAAAGCCUGUUUGACAGAUACCAGAACAAAAAAAGAAAAAGAAAUUAGUGAAACCAAUGAAUCUCUUAAAACCAAAAUGUCUGAACUUCGCCUCUACUGUGAUCUCUUAAUGCGGCAAGUUCAUACAAUACAAGAAUUUGUGCAUCAGGAUGAGACUUGCUCCUCUCCGAGCAUUGAGAACAUGAACGAAGCUUCUUCCUUACUCAGUGCUACAUGUAAUACGUUUAUUACAACACUUGAAGAAUGUGUGAAGAUAGCAAAUUCUAAGUUUAAGCCAGAGAUGUUUCAACUGCCUCAUCCUGAUCCUUUAGUUUCUCCUGUGUCACCUUCACCUGUUCAAAUGAUGAAACGUUCCAUUAGUCACCCUGGUACUUGCAGUUCAGACAGUUGCAGGAGUAGUCACUCGGUAAAAGAACCAGUUUCUUCAGUUCACCGGCUAUCACAAAGACGCAGAAGAACAUACUCUGAUACAGAAUCCUAUAAUGAUGUUCCCCUUGAAGAUACAGAAAGAUCUGCUCACUGUUCAAGAAGUACACUCAAUGGGGAUUUGGCAGUGUCAACUAUUCCUGAAGAAAACAAAUCUGUGUCCAUGAAAAAAUCUGAACUGGAAGAGACUCUUGCAUUCUCUUCUUCCUGAAGAAACUGAAGUACUCAACUUUCUCUAAGUAAUGCUAUGCAAAAGCUGCUGUAAUUAUUUUAUUGUUAUAGGAAGUAGUUCUUUCCCUUUUAGAAGGAUUUCUCUGCACUUUAUAGAUUAAUGUAAAAACUAACUUUAAAGUGUAUUUUAUCUUUAUAUCGUUUAUUUGCAAGAGUAUUUUCCUAAUACUUCACAGUUUGAAUGUGUGGCUGUUCUUUUUUGUUUUGUUUUUUGAACAAAUGAUGGCUUAACAGAAAAACAUUUACAUUUGUAAAUUUAGCUCUUUUAAGAAGUGUGAAGGUCUGAUUGAUAUCUUAAGUAAGCCUGUGAUUAGAAACCUUGGAAAAAAGGUUUCAGAUUUUGGGCAGAAAAUGUAACUUGUGCCAUGGACCAACUGGUUGUUUGCACAAACCUGGGACCUGAUCUUGUAGUCCUUGUGUACUCCGUAGUUCCACUGGAAUGGGAAUUUUACCUAAUAAAAGGACUGUGGCAUAAGCAUGCUAGUGGGUUGUUAUAACAGCUUGAUGGUAAUUAAUAUUGCCUGCCUUUAAAACCACAAGGUUAUAAAUUAUCUGGUCCUUAUUUUUAGCCAAUGAAAGUAGAAAUAUCUAGUGUAUUUUUCUAAACAAAUAUAUAAAAAGUAACUUAUCUUAAUAUGAAGCAUUUGUACCAAACAUUGGAUAUUUAACAAUUCUUAUUUAUUUAUUCCUUUUUGCAUCAAAAAUUUCUACUGACUUUCAUUGCUAAAGAUAUACAGAUUUUAUGACAUGCUUAAAUCAUUGAGGAAGUGUAUCGCAUUAUUAAAUGGCUCUUGUAGCACUGUUUAGAUUUACUGUGCAAUCAAAAGAAACAGCCUAAGUAUUCUGUCUAACAAGGUAUUAUUUUAGUGCUUGCUUCUAUAAUAGACCAUUGAGCUGCUGUUGUAAUGAAUAUUUUGUUAUCUAUAUGUAUUUUAUUUAUGACAUAUAUUUAUAUAGAAAAGGGGUUUCUGUUGUUUUUGACUUCUAAAUAUGACGUCAAGUUGGCUUACAUCUAGAGCUGGAUUCUGAUCAAAUUUACAUAAAUAUAAAUUUGCAUUAAUUUCAAGUAGGAUCAGAAUUUGGUUCUAAUUACUCUGUGAAUAAUAUAGAAUAGCAGUGCCUGCUAGCACCUUGCUUGUAUAAGGUUGUUAGUGUUUGCAUUACAAACUUGGUUUUUAUAUUCCCUUUUUUGGACAAAAUUGCUCUAUAAGGUGUUAGUCAUGGAGUACUUUAAAAAAUCAUUUGCUGUUUUAAUUUACACAGUGUUUAAUAAAUAUAUAGUUUUUUGCACUCUUAUGCACCAAA
Molecule: messenger RNA, 2321 nt
Organism: Gavialis gangeticus (Gharial)
Lineage: Eukaryota; Metazoa; Chordata; Crocodylia; Gavialidae
Gene: PLEKHA3
Product: pleckstrin homology domain containing A3
Exons: 8
Coding region: 88-996 (302 amino acids)
Biological process (GO): retrograde transport, endosome to Golgi; receptor recycling; endosome organization
Cellular component (GO): early endosome; recycling endosome; trans-Golgi network
Source: RefSeq, a predicted model, not a curated record